AUGCCCGAAACCGUUGAAAUCGCCAUCGUCAGCUUCAAAGACUCCCCCUCCUCUCCUCCUCAAUCCUGGCUCGACAACCUCAAAGCCUUCGCCUCAACACCGGGUCUCGUCGCCCUCUACUUUGGCCAGCAAAUCGAACAUCCCGACAAAUACACCUGGGUUGCCCGCUGGACCGGCCAGUCCGCCAUCGACGACUUCCACAACAGCCCCAACUUCAAAGCCUGGGCCGACGUCUACGCCGCGCCGCUCGCCACCAGCGUCAUCAAGACCACGCAAGAGACGACGGGCGAGCCGAGCGUUCCUCUGGACUCGCCUUGUACGGAGUUCUUCAUCAACCAUGGCGCCAGUGACGAUUUCCACAAGGCGAGGCUGGACCCCUUCAUUCAGAAGCUCGUGGAUGCGAAGCUGCCGGGCUUGAUUGGCGGUUCGACGGGCGAGUACAAGACUGUGAUUAAUGUCAAUGAGGAGGUGCCGGAGCAGAAGGAGGUGAUUCUGCUGCUGGGCUGGGUUGAUAAGGAGGCUCAUACCGCCCUACAGGGAGAGGGCAGCACUAUUGUCUCCAAUCUGCCCAUGAUUCUUCCCUACAGCAAGGGGUUCAACCUGUAUCAUGUCAACUUGAAGAAGCUGUAA
Messenger RNA from Trichoderma gamsii, 630 nucleotides. RefSeq lists its product as hypothetical. The record is from RefSeq and is a predicted model, not a curated record. The transcript is spliced from 3 exons. Bases 1 to 630 code for a protein of 209 amino acids. Lineage: Eukaryota; Fungi; Ascomycota; Sordariomycetes; Hypocreales; Hypocreaceae.